Nipponia nippon (crested ibis) is the source of this 1074-nucleotide messenger RNA. The record is from RefSeq and is a predicted model, not a curated record. Lineage: Eukaryota; Metazoa; Chordata; Aves; Pelecaniformes; Threskiornithidae.
AUGGGACUUUCCAAGCACAGACGAAUUGAAGCUGCUCCCCUGCAAGGGAACCAUCACUUCGAGCACCUGAAGCAGGGGCUGCUCCGAGGUACGUCUGCGACCUACUACGAUGUGGUUGAGUACCUGAACGUUUCCUCUCACAGCAAGCUGCAUGCACACAUACUGCCCAAGACGAGCUUGAAGGAGCCUCUGGAAGUGAAGAUGCAUUUUAUGCUGGUGGCCAUUCCCUCUGUGGUCGAAAAGCUCCAGAUGGUCACUUUUUACUUUGUGUUGAACCUGGAGUGGAAAAACUCUUUUGCAACCUGGAACCCGCAGGAUUUCUGUAACAUUUCCAAAGUCGUUCUGCCCACGGAUACGUAUUGGUCUCCCCCCAUCUUCAUUUUAGAGCGAGUGAACGGACAAAACUCGAACUUGGACUAUAUGGCCAUCACGCACAACAGCAGCUUUAAUUCCACCCAGCCCUUCCAGGUUACCUUAACGUGCAGCUUGAUGAUCCUCAAGUUUCCCUUUGACACCCAGACGUGCAACUUGAGCAUAGCUUUGUUCCUCUACCCAGUAACAGACCUUGUCAUGAAGACGAGACGGACACCAGCUGAGAUGAUGAGAGACAGCCAGAGUUACUUCCUAACUGAUGGAGAAUGGAAGUUCACCAACCUGAGCAUCAUCGACUACAGAGAAAAGCUGGACGAUGAAGAAUUUUCUGUGGUCACCUACGUGAUUUCCAUGGAGAGACGACCCACUCUGUAUAUUUUGAACCUGAUCCUCCCAACAUGCGCCCUGUAUCUGCUGGAUAUGGCUGUGUUGUUUGGACCCAGCUCUCUCGAGGAGAAACUCAGUUUCCAGAUUGCCAUCAUCCUCGGCAGCUCCAUGUUAGCUGUGGUUCUCAACAACAUCCUUCCAACGUCCUCCAACAAACCACCUGUAAUAGGGGUAUUCUUCUUAGGCACCUUCCUGCUCAUGAUCAUGGCUGUGUUAGACACCUUCUUCCUAUUGCACCAGCAGCACAAAUCCCUACGCCUUGACAAGGUUCUCGGAAGCUUCCAGCAAGAUGCGCACGCCGAGCUGGCGACGUGA